Molecule: messenger RNA, 3821 nt
Organism: Mustela erminea (ermine)
Lineage: Eukaryota; Metazoa; Chordata; Mammalia; Carnivora; Mustelidae
Gene: ST6GALNAC6
Product: ST6 N-acetylgalactosaminide alpha-2,6-sialyltransferase 6
Exons: 8
Coding region: 1479-2690 (403 amino acids)
Biological process (GO): ganglioside biosynthetic process; oligosaccharide metabolic process
Molecular function (GO): alpha-N-acetylgalactosaminide alpha-2,6-sialyltransferase activity
Source: RefSeq, a predicted model, not a curated record
CCCAGGCCCACAGCUGGCUGGGCCUCUGGCUGUUUAAUCUACCCCCGUGUUUCCUCCCCGCGAGCCUACCUGCGUCCCCACCAGGCCAGGAGCUCUGGCCGCCUGGCUGAACUGGGCUCAGGGAAUGCCCCAACUUAGAGGCUUCCAGGGGACCCCUUGUCCUGCAUCAGCCGGGGGGAGAGCCGAGGGCCUGGGAGGAAAUGACUCAGGGUGGGACGGAAACUGCUCCACCCAAUGUCGUCUCCCUGGUCCGUGGGUUAAAUUCCAAGGAUCUUACCAGCAAAAUUCCCUAUUAACUCUGGAGUUGAUCACACAGCAGGAAAGGGAGGCGGAGGGCAGGCCCCUGGGUUUCCCUCUCUCAGUUUUAGUUUUUUCAUCUAGCAGCGGGGAGAAGCAGACCCACCAGUAAACCUUUAACAAAUGCCAGUGAGCAAGAGUCUGCCGCCACCCUGGGAGGGGGAGGGUACUGUUAGCCCAUUUUACAGAGAAGGAGAAGCCACUGGCUGAGCCAGGAUACAACUAGCCAGGCCCAGUGCCUGGGCCCUGCACUAAGGGGCUGGGAAGAGACCCCAGAGGUCUUCACUACGUCUCCCUCUCUCCUUCCCUCCUUCCUAAUCUGAGACCAGGAGACUAAAGGAGAACCAGGACCCCAGGACCUUGGGCUCUCAGCUGGAAUGGAGUCCUGGGGUUCUAGCUCCCUGCCCCAGGGUUUGGGGCCUGCUUUAUGGGCCUAUAAACUGGACAGCUGUUCAGAGUCCUAUGCUUAGCAUAAUACUCUGCUAUUGUCAGCUUGAAAUUCUUACUAUGUUUUUUAAGAAGGGGCUGCAGAUUUUCACUUUGCACUGGACCCCCACAGAUCACGGGGCCAGUCAUGCUAGGGAGUCUGCUGGGUGACCCAGCACGCUUCCCCUCCUGCCCGCAGCCUCUUCUCCAGAGAGGCUGGAGACCUGGCACCUGGCCCACAGCCCUGCCUUUUGUGCCCUGCCUCCCCCCUCCCCAGUGCCAGGCAGACCCAGAAGCCUCUGCAGGCGUGGGAGGAGGGAGGAGGGAGGAGAGCCCCGAGCUGGGAAGUAGAGAGGAGCAGGCUGCUGGCCACACCCCAGCUGCUGGCCUGGCAGGAGCCUGUGCCUGGACACAGGUACUGGGCAGAGGUAAGGGUGGGAUGUAACCCGGCAGGCAGAGGGUUGGGAAGGGGAGAUCCUAGGCUCAGAGGGAUGCUCUGGAACAGAGACCUGGCCUCGCUCCGGCUCCUGCUGUGGAAUGCUGACAAAUUAGUGCCUUCCUCCAGGCCUCAGCUUCCUCAUCUGUAAAAGGAAUACUCCAUCGGCUACUUUCUCCGGGCCAAGGAGGGUGACCCCUGGCUGCUCCGGUGACUGGUUCCGGGCCUGCUGAAGGCUCUCUGAGGCAGCCCCUUCUCGGCCACUGGAGUUCCAGCAGCUUCUGAGAGAGAUGAGGAAACUGAGGCUCAGAGAGGUCACAUGGCUUGCCCGAGGCCCCUCAGCCAGUGUGACCCCACAUCCCUGCCCCCUGGGCCACCUGCAGGACGCCGGCCCCUGCCCCUCAGCAGACGCCGGAGAGAGAUGAGUAGCAACAGAGAGCAGCGCUCAGCAGUGUUCGUGGUUCUCUUCACCCUCAUCACCAUCCUCAUCCUCUACAGCUCCAACAGUGCCAGUGAGGUCUUCCAUUACGGCUCCCUGCGGGGCCGCACCCGCAAGCCCAUCAACGUCAGGAAGUGGAGCAUCACCGGCGCGUAUGUCCCGAUUCUCGGCAACAAGACGCUGCCCUCCCGGUGCCACCAGUGUGUGAUCGUCACCAGCUCUAGCCACCUGCUGGGAACCAAACUGGGCCCCGAGAUUGAGCGAGCCGAGUGCACAAUCCGCAUGAACGAUGCGCCCACCACGGGCUACUCAGCCGACGUAGGCAACAAGACCACCUUCCGCGUGGUCGCCCAUUCCAGCGUGUUCCGUGUGCUGCGGAGGCCCCAGGAGUUCGUCAACCGGACCCCCGAAACCGUGUUCAUCUUCUGGGGGCCCCCGAACAAGAUGCAGAAGCCCCAGGGCAGCCUUGUGCGUGUCAUCCAGCGGGCAGGCCUGGUGUUCCCCAACAUGGAGGCCUAUGCCGUCUCUCCCGGCCGCAUGCGCCAGUUUGACGACCUGUUCCGGGGUGAGACGGGCAAGGACAGGGAGAAGUCCCAUUCGUGGUUGAGCACUGGCUGGUUCACCAUGGUCAUAGCGGUGGAGCUGUGUGACCACGUGCACGUCUAUGGCAUGGUCCCCCCGGACUACUGCAGCGGCCCCGCCUCCAGCGCAUGCCCUACCACUACUAUGAGCCCAAGGGGCCGGACGAGUGUGUCACCUACAUCCAGAAUGAGCACAGCCGCAAGGGCAACCACCACCGUUUCAUCACCGAGAAGAGGGUCUUCUCCUCCUGGGCCCAGCUGUACGGGAUCACCUUCUCCCAUCCCUCCUGGACCUAGGCCACCCCGCCGGUGGACCUCCCACGGGGUGGGGGGGGGGAAGGCGGGAGAGACCACUCUCUCCUCCCAGCCACUCAACCAAGGGCCAUCUCGUGGCCAAUCAGAGCUGGCCGGAGUAUCUUCGGGCCAAUCAGGGCCUUGUAUCCUCCAGCCAGUGAGGGCCUGGGGGUGUCUCUUGACCAAUCAGGGAUUUGGAUUCGAGCUAUGUGGUUAAUCAGGGGUGUUGGAGGUGUUUCUUGUCCAGUCAGGGUCUGAGCAGUCAAUCAGGGUAUUUCUGAAGUUAUCUGAGGCUAAGGACGUGUGCUUUCCCAUGAGGCCUUGGUUCAGAGCCCCAGGAUGGACACUGCCCCUCCCCCAUCACUCCCUGUUGGCUGGGACAGUGGGGUCCUGUCCUGCAGAGCUGGGAACUCUGUGCUGCUCCCUCACUUCCCAGAGCCAGAAAGAGAGGUUGCAUGGGAGUGGGAGCUGUGUCUGGAGGCCAGGCCAGGGCAUUUGGGAGCUUGUGGGGGGUAUCUUAGAGGUAGGAGCCAGCCUCUGGGUCUUGGCUCUGCCCUGAGUGGCUUUGGACAAAACUCUUGCCCUCUCUCUGGUCACCCUCCUGCCUGUGUCAGGUUCUGACGUGGAGUCUGAGGCCCCCUUCCCACUUUCCCCACUGACCUCCUUGGGUCUGUCUUCCCUAAGACUGGACCCCUCCAGCGACCACCCCUUGCUGGGGGGCUCAGCUCCUUGGGGGUCUGGAGUCCUCUUCCUCACCUCCUCCUGGAAACUUAGGGUAUUUUUGCAUAAGCUCCCACAGGGGUUGGGGGUGGGUGGGAUCUAAUAGGAAAGGAACAAACCUUCAGCUGUUUCCUUAGUUCUCCACUCAGCUGCCAUUAGUUUGGCUCUUAAAGAGCCAGGCUCCCUUUUCUGCCAUCCAGCAGUCAGGCUUUCCACCUGUUGGAGUAGCCUUUGGGGUACUCCAAAGAGGGGUAAUCCCAGCCAAACUGGGGUUUCACACAGCCCCUUUUUCUGCAGCUGCUGGAGUCAUCCAAGGGUCUCCCCUCAGCUGGGCCUGGGAAGGCCCUCGGGGGCCGGGAGCCCCAUUGCCUGGGUUCUGCCCCCUCACUCUACACCAGGCACUUUAUUGCUGGACCUCAGUGGGGUGGACUUGACCCUGCUCUUCCAGAGUCCAGAAGGGAAGACUGGAGGGCUUCCUGGAGGAGGCUGUGGAACGGGAGGGGUCAGGUGGAGGAGGAAGAGGCCAGCAGCAAGCCUUUGCACAUUGGGGUGGGGGCUUGGAGCCGGUGAGUACCCCAGACUCGGUUUUGUAAUGAUUUGUUCAGGAAUAAAUGCACCUAAGCUCUGG